This is a messenger RNA of Colossoma macropomum (tambaqui), 980 nucleotides long. RefSeq names its product GABA(A) receptor-associated protein like 2 (gene gabarapl2). Lineage: Eukaryota; Metazoa; Chordata; Actinopteri; Characiformes; Serrasalmidae. Gene Ontology annotation, molecular function: ubiquitin protein ligase binding. The coding region runs from base 185 to 538 and encodes 117 amino acids. The record is from RefSeq and is a predicted model, not a curated record. The transcript has 4 exons. Gene Ontology annotation, biological process: cellular response to nitrogen starvation; autophagosome assembly; macroautophagy. Gene Ontology annotation, cellular component: autophagosome; cytosol; autophagosome membrane.
GGAUGACGUCAGCCCGUCUGUGCGGCGGAGUGCUAACGCUAACGCUGGCGGACUGUUGACGUUUCGCUUUGACUCUGUUGUUUUCAGUCAGGUCCGCUUCCCGCGGUGUUUAUUGACCUUAUUCAACAUUAUAUAUUUUAUAUCUACGGUUUUUUUACGCGAGUGACGCUCAGAAUCCGCCAAAAUGAAAUGGAUGUUUAAAGAAGACCAUUCUCUGGAGCACCGGUGUGUGGAAUCUGCCAAAAUCCGCAACAAGUACCCAGACAGGGUUCCAGUUAUCGUAGAGAAGGUGUCCGGCUCUCAGAUAGUGGACAUCGAUAAGAGGAAGUAUCUGGUCCCCUCGGACAUCACGGUGGCCCAGUUCAUGUGGAUCAUCAGGAAACGGAUCCAGCUGCCGUCGGAGAAGGCCAUCUUCCUGUUCGUAGACAAAACCGUCCCUCAGUCCAGUCUGACCAUGGGGCAGCUAUACGAGAAGGAGAAGGACGAAGACGGCUUCCUGUACGUGGCCUACAGCGGAGAGAACACGUUCGGAUUUUGAAGCCUCUGCAUCGACGGCCACGCCCACCUGAACCACAUUAGUCCCGCCCACUCCGCACCGUGCCCCACCCACUCCCGCCUCUGGAAGUUUCCCCUCAGACUGAGCGCGACUGCACUGCUCGAGUACCGUGUUUGGAAGUGUGGAUGAACCAUCGUCGCAUUAAUUAUGAAAACGUCUGCAUCGUAUCUGUAGUGUCACCCAUAUCGUACCGUAUUAUGAAACACAGUAGCGUUAGAUCGACUCAUUAAGUGAUAUUUUUGUGAAUGGUAUUGCAGUAUUAUUAGAGGUGCUUAAUAUUGUUGUUUUAAGCGAUAAUAUACAGUAAUAAUAACUUUUAAAGGUUUAAUUUAUCUUUUUUCCCUGUAUAAAAGUAUAUUUAAGAAAAAUAUUUGAACGGUAAGGUAGCUGGAUGACCUAACCAAUAAAAAAAUAAAAACACCAA